Actinia tenebrosa (Australian red waratah sea anemone) is the source of this 5282-nucleotide messenger RNA. RefSeq lists its product as uncharacterized. Gene Ontology annotation, biological process: response to oxidative stress. NCBI's taxonomy places the organism in Eukaryota, Metazoa, Cnidaria, Anthozoa, Actiniaria, Actiniidae. Gene Ontology annotation, molecular function: heme binding; peroxidase activity. The record is from RefSeq and is a predicted model, not a curated record.
UUCAAUGACACUCGAUGUUUUCAGCAAUCAUUGCCGCUAUGAUAAAGAGUCCAUCUAUUCUAUUUGACUACAAAGCAUUGAGAUCCCGGGACGCAGACGUCAAAUAUGGGCGGAGUUUUACAUCUAACUAACACAUAUAAGGCUCAACGUUGGACCUUUUGGACCAUUCGUCUCUCUCGCGUCAGUCGAAUUCUUUGCAUUUGAAGAUUUCAAGCCAGGACCCCCGUGAGGAAAGAACGAAAGAUUAGGUGGGACUUUAAGGGAUAUUUUGGAGUGAAAGAUGAAGAAUGUUUGCUUCUUCUUGUUGUGGUUGGCAGGUGUGGCUCUUGCUGAUGAGAGAAGAGAGUUUAUCGUCUCAACCAGAGAAGACGAGGCUGUCAAAAUAGACUUCACCAAGUUCAACAAUGACCUCAAAAUUGCUCCCAAGGUACUAAUCCUCCAGAAGCCCAAGCAUGGAGUCUUCCCUUGUUCGCAGACACAAGGCUCUAUAGACCUCCAAGAAGGCUUCUGUGAUGUAAUCACUACCUAUUUACCCAACCCUGACUUUUCUGGCGAAGAUACAUUUGCAUAUUCGUACCUCCUCGAAAACAUGACAGCGACGUCUGACGGUAAUUACUUCGUACGUGUAAUUGUAAAACCCAAACUAAACACUGUUGAAGCGGUAUCCGACUAUGCUACCAUGACAACGGAGGAUGAUCACGUGCGUAUUGCAGUUUUGAAAAACGACCUGUUCCAGGACAAAGCUGAUGUUUGUAUUCAGACGAAUGUGGCUGCAGUUGACGAAGAUGCCGAGGUCCGUUUCGAGGAUGUGGCACCGAGUUUGGGUAUGACUUCAAUACAAUCUUUGCCACCAAAGGCUCCUGACUGCUUGUUUGAUCAAUACGACCCCAAGCUAAAGCUAUGGAUCAAAGGGUCGUUCUGUCUGCCUGAUCUCAGUAGUGGUACAGCAGCACUAGCAGACUAUGAUGGUGAUGGUCUGAUGGAUAUCUAUUAUGCAAGAGCUGAUGGACCUGAUGAACUUUGGCGUAACAUGGGCCACGGGACUUACAAACUGGUCACCUCAGAGGCUGGUCUUGAUGGGACUAUUCACCACAGAUCCACUGCGUUAGCUUGGGCCGACAUUGACAACGACGGAGAUCCAGAUCUCUUCAUCGGAACAAUGGCGGAAAAGCGCUUUUACCUGUACAUCAAUGACGGAAUGGGCUCGUUUACAGAAGAGGCAGUCAAGAGAGGAGUAGCAUUACGACCGACCAUCCCUCCUUAUAAGACAAGCACAAUGACCAUCGCUGUUGCAGACUAUGAUAAAGAUGGAUGGCUAGAUUUCUACACCACGGAAUGGCUACCUCAUCUUGAUCAAAGCUUUGAUUACAAUAAUGCUUCUCAUUCAAACUGCAAACUGUUACGAAAUCUUGGUAGACAAGGAAAGCCUGGCUAUUUCGAAGAUGUGACGGAGAAAGCUGGUCUUCAUAGGACAAUAGAACCAAAAGUGGAUGCAGAUAGGACGGAGGGUGGUGUUGAUGUGAGGUAUUAUGGUGUCUUCAACACGGGUUUACUCAAGGAUAUCUUACCUGGUCCUUACAAACUGACUGCUAUGUUUACUGAUCUUGAUAAUGACGGCCACCUAGAUCUUGCUGUCAACGGGGACUUCAGAACAAGUGCUAUCUACUGGAACAACGGAGAUGGGACGUUUACUGACGGGACCAAAGACGCGGGAGUCGGAACAGACGAGAAUGGAAUGGGCUCGACUGUAGCAGAUUAUGACUUUGAUGGCCUUCAAGACUGGCUCCUCACAAGCAUCCACAUUACACAGGAACAAAUGAAGCCCUUCUAUGAAGUGUACAUGAGCGGUGGAUUCAUAUUCGGCUAUACAGGCAACAGGUUGUACAAGAACAAAGGAGGACGCAAGUUUACUGAUGAGACAGACGCAGCCGGCGUGAGAAUUGGCCAGUGGGGAUGGGGCGCUGCCUUUUUCGACUUCGAUAACGAUGGAGAUCUUGAUCUUAUUCACACUAAUGGCUUCAGCGAUCCCGACAACACGGACGCUGAUUUUCUUCACGGGACCCGUUCAAAGCUUUAUAAAAACAAGUUCUUUGAGGAUAACACUGGGGCUGUAAGGUUUGAAGAAGUUGGCGAGAUACAAGGAGUAACAGAUAGGAAGGACGGUCGGGGACUUUUCGUGUUUGACUACGAAGAAGAUGGUGACUUGGACGUUUACAUCGUAACCAACGCAGAAAAACCCAUCCUGUAUCGGAAUAUAGGCGGGAACAAGAAUGAUUAUAUUAGAAUAAACGUCGUAGAGGCGGACAGUGGAAGGGAUAGCAUCGGAGCCAGAGUUUACUUAUACUCGCCGCGCCUCAAGAAAGAAGUAAUGAGAGAAAUCCGAAGUGUGUCAGCCUUUUCAGCGUAUGGCGAAACAACUGCUCACUUUGGACUUGGGUCUGAAACAGCAACAACCUUUACUCUGAGAGUCUACUGGCCAGUCACCAACAACACGAGAAUUAUCCAGAAAGUCUCUCGACGAUCUACUCUAACAGUACGCGAUAUCAAAAGACAAAGGAAUGCAGUAGAAGUGAUGUCAUCUCCAGACGAAUCCAUUGCAGCAUGCACGCGAACACUAGUCAAGGAAGUCUCUCGCCAACCAUCACACGGUCACGUGACCUUUGGACCCAAACACGUGACAUACUACCCAAACUCUGGUUUCAGUGGAGAAGACUCGUUUGACUAUUCUAUUGGAAAUGGCGUUAGUUUGUCUAUUGCCAGGGUCAAAGUUAAGGUCAUCAAGGCAGACAAGACAUCAGAAGGCAACGACGACAAAUACGCAUCGCUGAAGUAUGCACCAAUAGAUGGCAUUGGCAACAACCUCCACAACCCUAACUGGGGCAAACCAAUGAUGCCGCUGCUCAGAUUGGUUUCACCUUUAUACUUAGAUGGCUACGAUGAACCAGCUGGCCAAAACCGUCCAGGACCCAGGGAGAUAUCAAACGCGCUGUUUGAUCAGAGGAUUGACGUGUGGAGUAAAGAAGGACUCAAUGAUUUCCACAUGCACUUUGGUCAACUGGUCGCUCACGACACCGAUUUUGCAACGCCUUAUGCUAACUUUGUCACGGAAGAAAAUUUUGGCAUCACAAUACCAAGAGGAGACCCUUGGUUUGAUCCUCAUAGUUCUGGUAAUGAAAUCAUGCGGUUUAGACGAUCCGCUAGACUUCAAACUACUGGGAAAAUGCAUGGAACACCAAGAGAACAGGUCAACAAAAUCACAGCGUUUCUAGAUCUAUCUGUAGUAUACGGGUCACAACGAGAUCGUACUCUUAUCCUUAGAACGAUGAAAGAUGGCAAGAUGUUACACCAACAUGGCAGUGAAAUUAUCCCUCCAAAUACAAAGCAAGUACCAAACCUUAAUCUUCUUCAUGGACCUCGGGACAAGAUGUUGGUCUCGGGAGACAACAGAGUGAACGUUCAGCCAGGUCUUAUUGCGCUUCAUUCAGUAUUCUCCCGAGAACAUAAUUUGAUCUGUGAUGAGUUGAUUCAACGGUAUGGAAAUAAAGCAAUGAAUGAUGAGACCCUCUUCCAGCACGCGCGCGCCCUUACACGUGCGAAAUGGCAGAAAAUAAUUUGGGAUGAGUACCUUCCAACGAUUGUAGGGAUCAAGGAAUACAACAGACUCGGGUCAUAUCAAAACUACAAUGCUUCUAUAGAGUUUGGAAUCUUCAACGAGUUUUCGACAGCUGCUUUCCGCUUUGGUCACAGCCAAAUUGGCAACACAAUGCUGAGGUUUGAUGACAAAUGGGAAAUGUCCAAAUUUGGUCAUCUUUCCCUAAGGGAUGCGUACUUCAACCCUGGCCGGGUUGUCCAGGAAGGUGGGAUCGAACCAUUGAUUCGUGGUAUGUUGAAGCAAAUGGCACAAAAUGUAGACACCAAGUUCACUGACUCCGUGAGAAACUUCUUGUUUGGUACCAACACUAAAGGACUUGAUUUAGCUGCGAUUGGAAUCCAACGUGGAAGGGACCACGGAUUACCGGAUUAUAACACUGUAAGAGAAGCACUCGGGCUCCCAAGAAAGAUCUCAUUUGAUCAAAUCACUUCCGAUAAAGACACACAAAAUAAUUUCCAAAUCUACAAAAACACAGAUGAUAUCGACUUGUGGGUCGGAGGGCUUGCAGAAGACCAUGUCGAGGGGGGAUGCGUGGGGGAAACAUUUGCACGCAUCAUGGCCGAGCAGUUUCGAAUCCUUAGAGACGGAGACAGAUUCUGGUACGAAAACCCUGAUACCAUGCUUUACAACGUUAAAGAUCGUGCAAGUUUACCGACCAAAGGCUGGACCAUGAAUGAUAUUCUCUUCAGAACAACUGGGAUCAAAUGGAAGGAUUCUACUUUUCAUGUCAACAGUGGAGUGAAAAUGAACACUCGUCAAUAGACAGAGAACGAUUCACAACUGUGCAUGUGUAAAUAUAUACAUAUUUUUAUAGUAAAGUUCACUGGUUGCAACUAAUAACCGUGGAAGCUAGAAAUAUACUCUAAAACUAAAUAUUUUUCUUGACAACAAAUUCAGUAAAAAUUAGCAAGUCUGUGAAGCCACCAGUAGUGCAGGCGUGAUUACACGCAGCAUUUUGCAACUUGUCUAGCAAAAGCGUUGCGACAAAAGUUGCAAGAGUGUUUACACGAUGCAACGGAGACGCAAUCGUUGCCAAAAGUAGAAGCAAAUUCCACUUUUCGCAACGAUUGCUGCAACUUGUCUCACAACACUUUUUUCAAAUUGCGCUGUAGGUUACACGCUGGAAUGCUUCGUGCAAUUUGUGUCGCAACGCCGUUGCGAGACCAGUUGCAGACAAAAUUGCUCCGUGUAUUCGCGCAUUUAGGUCAUAGCUAAGUAUGGUUACCAAUGUCACUAAAGAGAUUGUGACGCUAAGCAGUAUUAGGUGUGCCAUGCUUUUAGGGGGCUGUUCACUGUUCUUUUACUCUUACUGAUUGAAUUUGAUGCGACUAAAAAGGUAAUUAUAAUCGAUCGUCAUAUCGUUGUCUUUCUGUAUUUCUGUAAUAUUAUGACUACUUUCAAACUAUUUAUUGUUAGUAACUUUAACUGAAACUUUAUAAUCUGCUUCUAUUUAAGCUAGAUAGGGUGAUUCAAGCUUGUGCCUUCUUCUGUAGUUAAUACUAUAAACUUGCCCUCAGCAACGAACUAUGAUAUAAUUAUGUUUAAAGUAUAAUAAUUUUAUAGCAUCAACGAUCAAAACAAUAUUGUAAGGCAUUUUAAUAGCUAUUUAAUAAAAUGUUUUUACAAAACA